Messenger RNA from Ophidiomyces ophidiicola, 708 nucleotides. RefSeq names its product GET complex subunit get1 (gene GET1). NCBI's taxonomy places the organism in Eukaryota, Fungi, Ascomycota, Eurotiomycetes, Onygenales, Onygenaceae. The transcript is spliced from 2 exons. The coding region runs from base 1 to 708 and encodes 235 amino acids. Gene Ontology annotation, biological process: tail-anchored membrane protein insertion into ER membrane. The record is from RefSeq and is a predicted model, not a curated record. Gene Ontology annotation, cellular component: GET complex.
AUGGCUUCGCUGCUUCUUGUCGUCCUAGCGAUCCAUAUCGUUACAUAUCUAAUCAACACGAUCGGCGCCAGUACAAUAGACAGUCUACUAUGGCUGAUAUAUCUUAAACUACCCAACCAAACCUCCCAGACUGCAAAAGAGCAGAUGCGACUAAAGACGGAAGUUGUUCAGCUAAAACGAGAGAUGCAUGCUACGAGUUCGCAGGAUGAAUUCGCAAAAUGGGCGAAGUUGCGAAGACGACACGAUAAAUCUAUGGAAGAAUAUGAGACGAAAAGUAUGAUCAUUCCAAGUCCUAGUGCUUUACUAGAAGUGGUGGUCAGGAUAUUGAUUAUUUCAUUGGAAAUCAUAGACAAAGCUCUCGCCCAACAGAAGAGUUCUUUCGACAUGGCAGUAAAAUCCGUUAGGUUCGUCGGUACUACAGGUUUGAAGUUUUUCCUCCAGUUCUGGUAUUCGAAAUCGCCCAUUUUUGAACUUCCUCACGGAUGGAUCCCAUGGCAAGUUGAAUGGAUGCUGUCAUUUCCACGAGCUCCACUGGGCACCGUUAGCAUCCAGGUUUGGAGUGGUGUAUGCGCGACCGUUGUCUCUCUCGUUGGUGAUGCCGUUGGUGUUAUGGUGGUAUAUAUCACUGCCAAAUCACCCAAUAAAACAACGGGAGCGCCUAGGAGAGAGAAAGUUGCGCAGCCCAUGGAGGCUAGAAAGGAAUUAUGA